UCUCUCUUUCAAGAAAAUAAAACCUUUUCCUGUUCUUCUCUUCCAACAACAUCACUUUCUGGACAUACAUCAGAAGUUUCACUAUUGUUAUUUAAGUGCUGUGCCUGUUUGCUUGGAUUUGAUGGCUCCAUCAAGAACUUACCCAUUUGGGCUGAAACUGAAAGUUACAGUAAUUUUGGCUUUCAUCUUCUGUCUCACAAUUCCACUACUAAAUUCAGAUGCUCAAGGCUUGCCAUUUUCAAGAAACAGUGAGAUCAAUCUGCAGCAAAGAAAAAUGGUGUUAGGUUCAAAGCCUCCAGGUUGCGUAAACAAGUGCUUCAGUUGCAGACCUUGCAUGGCCACUUUAGUAGUUCCUUCUCAUCAAAAGAAAAGUUUCCCUCAUAAAGCACUGCCUCGUCAUGAUGAUGAUGAUGGUGAUGGCUACUAUCUUCUUUCAUGGAAGUGUAAAUGUGGAGAUAAGCUCUUUCAACCUUGAUUAGAUCUAUAAUAUUUAAUAUCAUUUUCCUAUGUAUGGAUAUGUAAACUAGUCUUGUAGUAUAGUACUAGCUGAAACUUGUUAUUCUAAACCCCUUCUCUCCCACAUCUUUGUAUGGUGUGCUACCUAUUGCCUGUGAAAGUUGGAUAAUGCUGUAAAAUGCUAAUUAAUUAUCAUUUAUCUCAAUGAAGAUAAUUCUUAUUUCCAUAUUACAAUAUUUUGGGAAUAGAUUAUGUAU
This is a messenger RNA of Ricinus communis (castor bean), 713 nucleotides long. Its product is annotated as EPIDERMAL PATTERNING FACTOR-like protein 5. The coding region runs from base 122 to 475 and encodes 117 amino acids. The transcript is spliced from 2 exons. Lineage: Eukaryota; Viridiplantae; Streptophyta; Magnoliopsida; Malpighiales; Euphorbiaceae. Gene Ontology annotation, biological process: stomatal complex development; guard cell differentiation. The record is from RefSeq and is a predicted model, not a curated record.